Molecule: messenger RNA, 2833 nt
Organism: Stegostoma tigrinum
Lineage: Eukaryota; Metazoa; Chordata; Chondrichthyes; Orectolobiformes; Stegostomatidae
Gene: nadk2
Product: NAD kinase 2, mitochondrial
Exons: 11
Coding region: 1226-2116 (296 amino acids)
Biological process (GO): NAD+ metabolic process; NADP+ biosynthetic process
Cellular component (GO): mitochondrion
Molecular function (GO): NAD+ kinase activity
Source: RefSeq, a predicted model, not a curated record
UAUAACAAAUCCUUAGAUUAGCUGAGAGCUCCAUGGUGACCCUGACAUUAGACCUCAUCAUCUGCCCAAUGAGAAAGUAGUACUGUCCCUACCUCUGAGCACGGGGGCUUGGUUCAAGACCCACCUGCUCUGGAAGUGUUUAAUUAUGUCUCUGAACAGGUUGAUUAGAAAAGAAAUGUAUUAAGCAGACCCAGUCCCUUUCCAACUCCAUUUUGAUUUAGUCACUUCACUUUCUCCCUACUCUGCUUCCCCCAUACCCCACCAACUCCCCCAUUUUUAAUGGUUCUCAUUGUCUUUAAUGGACUUUGCAUGUAAAUAUUGAAUUAACUACACAGGUGUUUUUAUUGGUUGUGGUUAGUAUUUAUAAAGGAAGAAGGCACAAUGGUUUUGGUGGUGGGAAAGUUGCUCAGCUGUGUGUGAUUAGGUCAAUACAAUGUGGAGCUGGAGGAACACAGCAGGCCAGGCAGCAUCAGAGAAAAAGGAAAGCUGACGAAGGGUUCUGAGCCGAAACAUCAGCUGUCCUGCUCCUCUGCUGCAUGGCCUGCUUUGUUUCUCCAGCUCCACACUCUGUUAUCUCCGACUCUGGCAUCUGCAGUUCUUGCUAUCUCUCUGUGUGUGAUUCCACUUGAAUUGAAUUAGCUUUAUUGCCACAUACUCAAACGGUUACAGUGAAUAGUUUAAACGUUGCCACUUACUGCGCUAACUUAGGUACAAAGGUACUAGGUACAGCCUUAGAUACAGAAUAGAGAAAUGAAGACAAAAAUGUUACAGCAGUGUGCAGCAUGACUGUAGGUCAGAGAAACCAAGUUAAAAAGACGAACAUCACAGUCUUUCCGCAAGGGCUCACCACAGCAGAACAAUGUGAGGGCCCUCCACAUGGUCUGACUGCUGCGAUGCUGUGUGCCAGGCUGCGGUCCGCACAUCAACGCCGGGCUGCUGGCCCUGGCCCUGCCCCGGAGGCUGCGAGUGGGAGACCGGGGCCAGGUGUCCAAGCUGAGAGUCCAAGCAGACUGAAGAGGAGAAGAAAACUACAGAAGUGAGAUAGAAACAUGAAAAAGAAUGGCGCGCUCUGGCUGGUGCACUCUGCUCUGCUGUCAUCUUACUGGAAGUCUUGGUUUGAAAAAGUGAGGAAGGAAUUGAGGUUCGCCUGGUGAAGCGGAGGGAUUACACUGAGGAGACCGUGCAGUGGGCGGAUGCCAUCAUAUCUGCCGGAGGGGAUGGUACCAUGCUGCUGUCAGCCAGCAAAGUGUUUGGGCAGAUCAAACCUGUCAUUGGAGUCAACACGGAUCCAGAAAGGUCUCAGGGACACUUGUGCCUCCCAGUCAGGUACACACACUGUUUCUCAGAGGCUCUGCAGAAGCUCCACCAGGGAAAGUUCAGCUGGCAGUGGAGACAGCGGAUCAGGAUCUGCCUGGAAGGAGCAGGUAUAAACCCAACACCUGUGGACCUCCACGAACAGCAGCUGAGCCUGGAGCAGCACCAGACCGCACAUCGUGAUGUGGCACAGCCUGCCUUGUGUGACAUAGUGAACGGUGAUCCUCAACUCCUGCCUGUCAGAGCAUUGAAUGAAGUAUUCGUGGGGGAGUCACUGUCCUCUCGGCUUCGGUAUCACUCCCACAAACAAAGUCUUAAAUUCUCGCUCCAUAGGGCCUCAUACUAUGAGAUCUCUAUUGAUGAUGGACCUUGGGAGAAGCACAAGAACUCUGGCCUCAACAUGUGUACUGGAACUGGCUCCAAAGCUUGGUCCUACAACAUAAAUAAAUUGGCCUAUCAGGAAGUGGAGGAUCUUCUGUCUAUAGCUAAAGAGACGAGCCGAGUGGAUCUGCCUAUCGAUCAAGAGCUAGUGGAGCGAGUCACUGAUCAAUACAACCAGUCACUUAUAUUCUGUCCUGAGGAUCCCAAGAUCUUCUUCAGCAUCCGGGAGCCCAUCGUAAACAGAGUAUUCACCAGCUGUCAGCACCGAGGCUUCACGAACAAGAUGAGUGUACGCUCGAGGUGCUGGGAUGCCUGUAUGGUGGUGGAUGGUGGGACUUCAUUUGAAUUCAAUGAUGGUGCAAUCGCCACCCUGACUGUGGACAAGGAGGAUGCCUUGUGCACAGUUGUCCUGGAGGACUAAGAUUCUCUCCCAAUACCCGGGGCACCAUUGGACUGUGCUGUACUACUGAGUGGGUGGCAGGGGGGAACAUGGGCUCGCAGUCACUUCCUUCUCCAGCUGAAUGGCCGGGAUGCCUGGGGGUUUGAGCUGUUUGUGGAUGGGAGUCUGGGUUUCUGUGCAGCAUGGGCUAGUGCAGCUGGGACGAGAGGGUGGACUCAGUCAAGGGUUGUAUCCAGAGAAUGUUGGCUAGGCUGCAGCAGAUUGGAGCCCAGUUAUUACGUUCUCCAGCCAAAUUAUUGUGUUCCAGCAGCCUCAGGUUAUGCACCUUGUUACACAGGGAAAAGUCCUCCUUCUGGUGUAUCUAUCGCUGAAGCCUCCCUCUCCCUCUUCCGCGGGCAGUAGCUGUUGUACAUGCCCUUCUGUGGGAACCAAGGUGCUAUCUGAAUAAUUGAUCCAGACUGAGAUCCCACAGGGGAAGGGUCCUGACUACAGCAUUUAUUGGCGAGUGAACAGCUAAGACACAAUUGGCUUGGUCAGUAACCCUGGCCUCCCAUAAUCCAAAGCACUAGCAAAGAGGGAGAGGUUAGGUGUGCCAAAAGGAGGUGAUGAGGAGGUGUCUGGCGUGUGUGUGUGUGUGCGUGCGUGCGCGAAUGAGUGUGAACUGCACCAAUACAAUCAGACAAAAAAUAAAGUCAAAAACAAUAAUAAACUUUCGAACAAGCUUCAGUGCUUUCUGUA